Molecule: messenger RNA, 1068 nt
Organism: Protopterus annectens (West African lungfish)
Lineage: Eukaryota; Metazoa; Chordata; Ceratodontiformes; Protopteridae
Product: odorant receptor 131-2-like
Exons: 3
Coding region: 1-1068 (355 amino acids)
Biological process (GO): G protein-coupled receptor signaling pathway
Cellular component (GO): membrane
Molecular function (GO): G protein-coupled receptor activity
Source: RefSeq, a predicted model, not a curated record
AUGACUGCAUACCAGCAGUUAAAAGUGAGUAAAUUUAUCUAUUGUACCCUCACAGCAGCCAUUGACAGAGUUACCACCAAAACUGAUAUUAAAUGUCAGUUUGUGCGCUGCUUAAUAGGGAAGCAGCAUAUAGAAGCAUUGUUUGAUAGCCUGGCUGUUAAUGGAGAAACAACAUACACUAUAGAAGUAAAUUGGAUAGUGCACAUGAAGAUGGCCUUCAUAUUAACCAUGUCUUCCUGCUUUAUUUUCAUCAACUGCAUCCAACUCUACACCUUUUUCCAAAAUCAUGUCUUCCGAGAAACUCCACGAUAUAUCCUCUUUGCUCACAUGUUACUUAAUGACACCAUUCAUAUAAUAUUUACUGUACUGCUGUACCUACUGGUGAUUAACUUUCAGCAAAUCUCCAAGGGGUUUUGCACCUUAAUUGUCAUAUUAUCUGGAAGCACUUUCUUUAAUACACCCCUGAACCUUACUGCCAUGGCAACAGAGCGAUAUAUAGCUAUUUGUCUACCUUUCAGGCACAUUGAAAUUUGCACAGUUAGAAGGAUUUCAUUUCUUAUAUGGGUUAUUUGGAUUUUAGGACUUCUUAAUUUCCUAAUUGACCUCUUGGAAAUACUGGCAACAAGACCAAUGAUAUUUUUUAUGGCAAAUGUCUACUGUGCACGAGACAUGCUCAUCAUGACUGCAUGGCAGACAAAUGUGAGGAUUACACUGACUGGUGUCUACUUCUCAUCUAUUACAAUCGUCAUCUUGUACACAUACAUUGAAAUCAUGAGACAGACAAGGUCAACAAGGUCUGACUCUGGGACUAGUGCAUCUGCUUCAAAAGCAAGCAAGACCAUCGUAUUACAUGCUAUUCAACUGGGGCUCUGUAUGAUGUCCUUGUUUUCACCACUCACAGAACGGCUGAUCUCCACAAUAGAUCAGAUCACUGCAAAUCAUGUACGAUACUUCAAUUACUGUGCAUUGAACAUUUUUCCAAAAUGCCCAAGUCCAUUAAUAUACGGUUUAAGAGAUGAAACUUUUAGAAAAGCCUUCAUGUGUUACUUUAUGUUUGCUAAAAAAUAA